AUGUUUGAUCCUCUCUUCUCUGAUCCUCCCCUUCUUCUACUAUCCUCAAUCCGUCUGCUGAUAGAACAGAGCGUUUGGGGGCAAGCUACACAUGCUCAGUUUGGUUUUUUUUUUUCUUGGGAGAAUGCAUGUGAUCAGCAUAGGGCCAAUCAGCACUGUCCAGACAGAGGUCAGAGGAUUUCCAUCCUUCUAGAGCAGAAAGAAAACUCCUACAAGCUUUAGCUAGUGCUGGGCUGGACACUGAUAGAAGUCACAAGACUGCUCUAACUGCUGAUGAGAAAAGGUAUUUAGCAGUUUACAUUUACUAA
This is a messenger RNA of Staurois parvus, 308 nucleotides long. NCBI's taxonomy places the organism in Eukaryota, Metazoa, Chordata, Amphibia, Anura, Ranidae. The record is from the annotation of a GenBank genome assembly.